CCUGGCGCGUGGUGCGGAGGCAUGGCUUCGCUGCGGUGUAGCACGGCGGUCUGCGUGAUCUGCUUGGAGAAGCCCAAGUACCGCUGCCCGGCCUGCCGCGUGCCCUACUGCUCCGUGACCUGCUUCCAGAAGCACAAAGAGCAGUGCAGCCCUGAAACUCGUCCCAUUGAGAAAAGAUCAGCAGCUCCUGUAAAAACCACAAAGCCUGAGGACAACAAAGAUGAUGACUCUCUAGCUGAUUUUCUCAAUAGUGAUGAGGAAGAAGACAGAGUUUCUUUACAGAGCUUGAAGAAUUUAGGGGAAUCUGCAACUUUAAGAAGCUUACUGACCAAUCCACACCUUAGACACCUGAUGGUCAACCUUGAUCAGCGGGACAACAAAGCAGAGGUGAUGAAAACCUAUAUGCAAGAACCUUUGUUUGUGGAGUUUGCAGACUGCUGUUUAAGCAUUGUGAAGCCGUCCCAGAAUGAGGAUUCAUAAAAUGAAGUCCUGUAUUCCUUGCCCAAGCAUAUGCCUCACUCCCAGUACUUGUUGGCUCCUCCCUGGAGCUGGGUAGGG
Molecule: messenger RNA, 558 nt
Organism: Dipodomys spectabilis (banner-tailed kangaroo rat)
Lineage: Eukaryota; Metazoa; Chordata; Mammalia; Rodentia; Heteromyidae
Product: zinc finger HIT domain-containing protein 3-like
Exons: 1
Coding region: 22-480 (152 amino acids)
Biological process (GO): box C/D snoRNP assembly; snoRNA localization; maturation of LSU-rRNA from tricistronic rRNA transcript (SSU-rRNA, 5.8S rRNA, LSU-rRNA)
Cellular component (GO): nucleus; pre-snoRNP complex
Molecular function (GO): protein binding
Source: RefSeq, a predicted model, not a curated record